UGCAGUUGCUGGCGUGAAGAUUGAAGAAGAAAAUUUGAUUCGCCCUUCUUACUGUACAGCUGCAAAGGAGUGUGAGCGUGUAGCAGAUGUGAAAACGGAAAAUCGGAAUAAAUUGAGUUGAAUUCGCGUACGGCUUGUUCGAUUUUCGAUCGGAAAGUGUUCAAUUUAGGGGCUAGUAAAAACAGCGGACCAAAUAAGAGUGCGCGAACGGGAGCUUACCCUGUGAACCCUUGGAUCGGAUCUACGCGAGAGGCAACCAAAAGGACAACGAAAACGGAUACUUUUGCCUCACACACACCCGAACCAACUGGAAUAUCGCAGUAGUAAAACAUAUACACCUGGCUACAGCUAUAGCAGAGCAUCAUGGAUAAAAGGAAAUUAUCUACAUCGGGUGACACACUUUACCUAACGCUUGGAAUACCAAAGACAGCCACAGCCGAUGAAAUCAAGAAGACAUACCGGAAAUUGGCUCUAAAAUAUCAUCCGGAUAAGAACCCAAAUAAUCCAGACGCAGCCGAGAAGUUCAAAGAGGUGAACCGCGCGCAUUCCAUCCUCAGUGACCUGACCAAACGGAACAUUUACGACAACUACGGUUCGCUUGGACUGUACAUAGCCGAACAGUUCGGAGAGGAGAAUGUCAAUGCGUACUUCAUGGUGACGUCGCCGACAUGCAAGGCGCUUGUCCUUAUUUGUGGCAUAAUAACGGGAUGUUAUUGCUGCUGCUGUUGUUGCUGUUGCUGUAAUUUCUGCUGCGGCAAGUACAAACCUCCGGCGAAUGAUAGCACCAGUGACUACCAUCAUCUGCACAGAGAUGCUGCCAGUAGUAGCAACGCAGGUGAAGGACCAACAGUUACAGAACAGCCCACCCGAAGAGAAGAUUUGGCUGACCUAGAAGACAACGGCGGCGGUGGUUCGGGUGGACCGGUGACAUCACAACCGACUGCCGGACAGGCCCAGGGAGCCGGAAUGCCAGUGUACGCGAUGCCACCACCAUCGGCGAAUCCAACUAACCCAUUCACGGGACAGGCGGCGGCCAAUGAGAGUACAGGCCUGAACACCGGUACUCAACCGGUGUACACGCCAGGCCGCUAAAUUCAACCCGGAUUUUAAUCAGCUUUAGAUACGAAACAAAACCAAUGGUAUGCUGUAAGUGUUGAAGCCAUUAAUUGAAAAUAUCUUUAUCCUUUGAAAUCUACCACAAACAAAAUCAACAAACCACAAUAAGUAUAAUUGCAUCAAUCACCAACAACACGAUACCCGUUACUUGGAUUGCGAUACCGACCGCGACAAACUGAAGUGGAACAUAACUUUAACUAUGUUUAAGCUUAGAGUAAUUUUGCAGUCCGAUUUGAGUAUAUCUUAUAAUAACAUAAAGAGAAGAGAAAUACAAUUAAUGCAUAUAUCUAAUCAGUAAGAAUCGAAGAACGAAAAUCAAACUGAUUACCACUCAAACCCUAAUCAAACGGUGAUUCCCUGCAGAGUUAUAUAUAUCCACAGAUGAACUAUAAAUCAAACGAGAAACGAGACAACCCAAUUAUAUGAAAGAAGAAAAAAAAAUACAAAGAUUAUUACACUCAAUAACUCUCACAUAAUUACGCGUUAAGUCAAUAAAACACACUUCGAAGUGAACGCCAGGGGUAGCGAUCGCAACGAAGAUAUCCAGUAUAGGCCCUCAUUAUAUCUACUAUGUACGUGUUACUAUUUCGAUUUGAGCAGAAAGGGAAACCAAUGUUUAGAUUUGAGAAGCAAAACUAAAUCUGUUAUUUUUGUGUAGCAUUUUCUUCCUCGACGUGCAAAAACAAAUGACACCUUAAAAGAACCUCUAUUGGUCAUCGGAAAGUGUGUAGUAGAGACAGGCGCAGCAGCAGGUGACAGUUGUACGACAGAAAUGAGAAAAUAUCUACGAAAAUAGGUCCGUCACAGCAAUUUGUUCACCUACAUGUUCGGAAGCUAUAUACAGUGAGGAGGGAGGACGGUAGCAUACCUAUGAUAAUAAAUUUUUCUUAUUGCGCCAGUUAUACUCAACCUGACCUAUUUCA
Malaya genurostris is the source of this 2039-nucleotide messenger RNA. It is a transcript of the gene Csp, whose product is annotated as dnaJ homolog subfamily C member 5 homolog. Gene Ontology annotation, cellular component: type Is terminal bouton. Gene Ontology annotation, biological process: regulation of neuromuscular synaptic transmission. The transcript has 8 exons. The coding region runs from base 364 to 1092 and encodes 242 amino acids. Lineage: Eukaryota; Metazoa; Arthropoda; Insecta; Diptera; Culicidae. The record is from RefSeq and is a predicted model, not a curated record.